UUUUCAUAAUUUAUCAAUUUUCAUUUACGGCACUGUUGACGAAUACUCGAAUGAUAAUGUAUCGAAGAUGAGGUGAGAGACAAAAUCGAGGGAAUUGAUAGAUUCGAUGAUUAAAUAAUUGGUCGGGCCCCGUGUCGUCUUCCGAGAUAAUCACAUACUCCAUUUUUUUCUUUUAACAAAGACAACGAUAAAAUAAUUGAUCAUCCAGUCUGUUAUCACCAAUAAACAUUCGGAAAUUCAUAUUCCAACUAAUGGAAAUGAAAUCGAGGGAAAUGGAGGGUUCGUUUAUACAAAGACAUUUAACAGUUUUUGCAUUUUGGAUUGUUACUUAAUCGUGCUGUUCUAUCACUGAAAAAUGCACUCGAUCGAUCAUCCACAUCAACAGGUAUUCGUCUUCAUGAAUAAAUCGAAGGAGAAGCGAGUCGGAUAUUGUUUUUGAUUUUAUGUUAUGACAUUUUUGCUAAUAAAUUAGCACUUUGCUUCUGAAUGAGUCUGUAUGCCAUAUAAUAUUGUGUUUAUCGUCUGAAUCAUUCAAUAUAUUAAAUAUUAUACGUGUGCCAAAGUUAUAUCGACGACGGGUCAACACUGGGUUAAUGUUGAGCCAACAUUGGGCCAACCUUGAACCAACCAGUGUUAUCACGAAUGGGAAAAAUGAUAGUUAACGUUAACUUUGUCAAUCGAGUCUCUCUCCCCUCUUUGAACAAUUCUUUUUAUUUGUAACUUGUCUCGCUGGCCGGAAAAACCCGGCGGCCUAUCGAAUGGCUGUAAUUCCUUGUGUUCGUGUACAUGCACAUCGAGACAAGCCCGGGUCCUUGAUGAGUUGGUGGAGGUCAUGGUAGCAGUUCGGAUGACGAUCUCCCUUUGUGUUGAAGCACGUAUGAGUGAGACAGGUUCAUUAUCAUAUGAAUUAUUGGUGUUGUGGGGCUUUCAGAAAUUUUUUAUCGGGAUUAUUCAUGGAUUAUAUACUUCGGGGAAGACGGCAUUGAGCCUGGGGACUCCUCGGAAAUGGAGAAUCCAGUUGUUUAAACUUGAUAUUCAAUUGGGGAAAAUGCCGAUACUCGCGGACUUAUCCCGCCGGUUACACCUGUUGACGACGGACGCCAAGCCCGAUCCCCCCCGAACACACAUAAAUGAUAACACCAAUAAUCUGGGGCCGAGAUUGAGUCCAAAAUCAGCGCCAGCGACGCCGGAAGUUGAGAGAACAGAUGAGGGUAAGCGGGAUAGACGUAGCUCGGUGCCAGAGGGUUCGUCCGACAGCGAGAAAGAGAGAAGGAGUUCUACAGAGACGAAAAGGACUCGAUAUAAAACCAAAAGCCACAGUACGAAAAAUGGACAAACAGCGAAUAUUGUAAACUACAACAUCGUAAAUUCUAGUGGUGUAAAAAUAGGAGCGACGACGACGUACGUGUGCAACGUCAACCAGUACCCAGGAAGCCCUCCGAAGGAGGCCAGCAGCCCUGGGAGGACUUCCCCCAAACAGAAGUGUACAUCAAUGCCAGACGAAGUCGAAUCCCUGUGGAGGGAGAACAGUCCUGUGACUCUUGAAGACAUGUUCGUGAUAAAGAUUCAUUUGGGGCUCGGGUGGAAGGAUGUCUUCAAGGGUUUGGGGUACUCGGAUGGACAACUGGAACAGUUCGAGGAGCACCACAAGGAUAAGGGCCUUGAUGAGGUAAUUUAUCAAACGCUAUUGGACUGGAAGCAAUCAUCAGGAAGUGAAGCAAGACUGGGGGUCCUAAUAAAGGCCUUGUGGAGGUGUCAGCAGUACGAUUGCGCUGGGAGGCUAGUCCAGUCCCACAAAAAUCUCUGAAUAAACAUUCUCAACGUGAGCGCUCACUUUUCACACUUGUGUCGUCUCAACUUAUCGCCUGACAUGGAUACAUCAUCGAUAAGAAUUAUUAAUCGUUCGAAAAGCAAUAAUUAAUCUGAUUGAGAGCUCAAUUCAAUCAACUUAUUUUGAUUGGUGAUUGUCAAUUGAAAAUCAAUGGACUCUUGUUACUGUUUGACUAUAUUUUUAUUGAAUAAACGUUUUUUUUUAA
Diachasmimorpha longicaudata is the source of this 2036-nucleotide messenger RNA. RefSeq lists its product as uncharacterized. The record is from RefSeq and is a predicted model, not a curated record. The coding region runs from base 833 to 1807 and encodes 324 amino acids. NCBI's taxonomy places the organism in Eukaryota, Metazoa, Arthropoda, Insecta, Hymenoptera, Braconidae. The transcript has 4 exons. Gene Ontology annotation, biological process: signal transduction. Gene Ontology annotation, molecular function: protein binding.